This is a messenger RNA of Jatropha curcas, 1590 nucleotides long. RefSeq names its product Integrase-type DNA-binding superfamily protein. The record is from RefSeq and is a predicted model, not a curated record. Gene Ontology annotation, molecular function: DNA-binding transcription factor activity; DNA binding. NCBI's taxonomy places the organism in Eukaryota, Viridiplantae, Streptophyta, Magnoliopsida, Malpighiales, Euphorbiaceae. Gene Ontology annotation, biological process: regulation of DNA-templated transcription.
AUUUUUUGUAUGGGGUGAGGGGGGUUUAGUUUUAGUUUUAGUCCUUGGCUUCGGGUAUGAUCCUAUCUAAUCCUCCAUGAAAGGUGGUAGGUUGAUGGGGGUUGACUUCUUUGCCGAGCAGAGAGGGAACUGCAAUUCUUCUCCUGCCAAUUCUUUGGGCGUCUCUAUUAUUCGAAUCCCCGUUUAGUGCUAUGAGUGCUGUCGGUUUUAUUUAUUACCAAUUUAUCAAUACAAGAUUUUUCGAUUUUUACUUUCCUAAGCUGGCCUUGUCUCUGUCACCUUGUCCUUUGUUUACAAUUUGAUUAACUUCUAUUGUGAAAAGAUUCUUGAGCCAAGACAAGUAUUAUUAUUAUUAUUUUUCCACUUGUUUGUUCACAUUGUAGAAUUGAAUGUGGGAAUGGAUUCUCUAGUUUGUAAUAGAUCUUGCCUUUUGUGAUCCAAGAAGCUAGGUGAUAAAUGCUGAGGGCCCUCGUCCAAGCCAUUGUGGGCUGAGACGAAGGCUAUAAUCCGCAAUGGUUAGCUUACGGAGGCGUAAACUCUUGGGACUAUGUGCUGGGAGAAGUUCUUUCUUAACUCCACUUCCUCGAUUUUUUGAUCAUGGAAAUACUCCUGUAAGCUCUUCCCACAGUGCCAGGUGUAUCAGUGUGCAUCCCCUGCCGACAGAAGAUGUCAAGGAGCCAGGGGAGAAAUCAAUUGUCAAAAUUGGAGAUGGUUCUUCAAAUGUAUCAGCCUCUAACUCAUCAAAAGAGCAGCAACCUCAAUCAUAUCCAGAGCAACCUGUUAAGCGUCGAAAGCGACACAGGAGAAAGCACGUUCAGAACCAGGAGCAAUGCCUAAUGAGAGGUGUCUAUUUCAAAAAUAUGAAAUGGCAGGCAGCAAUUAAAGUUGACAAGAAGCAAAUCCACCUGGGAACUGUUGGUUCACAAGAAGAGGCUGCCCGUUUGUAUGACAGGGCUGCGUUUAUGUGUGGGAGAGAACCCAACUUUGAACUGUCUGAGGAGGAGAAGCAAGAACUUAGAAAAUUUAAAUGGGAUGAAUUUUUGGCAAUUACUCGCAGUGCAAUAAAUAAUAAAAAGCACAAGAGAAGAAAUGGAGCCAGUUUGCCUAAGAAAUCUGAAGCUACAUUGCAGAAUGGCGAUUGGGAUGACAAGCAAGGAGUUAACAGCUUUUCAGCUUCAGAAGAUGUGGAGCCAGACUCGUCGACAUCCUGAACAUUUUGGUUUCAAAAGAGGCUAAACAUUUCAGUUCUGACAGUCCAGCUUUAGCUUCUUGGCCUCCAUUUUUUGGUGUACAAAGUUCUCUACAGGGCAGAUGAAGGUAGACAACAUCUUUGAGUAAGCAAGCAGAUUUUUACAGUUUUAACUCAAUAAAGAGACAUAUAGGCAUAAUAUUUAAUGUCACUGUCUGCAAUCACCUUCAUCUUGCAGAGCUGUUAAAUAUAUAGCUAAAUUACUUACUUUUUCCUUUUCUUUUUUUCUUUUUGGUACCCAUCGUGGAGGUUGGAAACCACAUAAUGCUAGAGGAACUCUGUUUGAAGAAUUUAAAUUAUUAUUAAUCAAAAAUUCAAGUACUGUAUUCAUUAAUCAGUAA